UGAUCAUUCAGUUAGCGUACGCGUGCGCCUCGCCUUCGAUCCGCCGAUCCUCGCCGAUCGAUCUUCCAGAUUCAGAUUGAAAUUCCGAUUCCUAUCCGAACGUACCGGAAUUGUCAACAAAGGCAGCGGCGCCGGCGUCAGCAUCAUCGAUUCGAAUUGACGCUUCGUAACGUGUUUACGUUUCUAAGUCUGGCCUGUCCAUGUGUGUGUUAGUGGUGUAUGUGCGUUUGAGCCAGCCUGUUUGAGCCCGGAGUUUGUGUGUGCGCGCUUAAUUCGCGUACUCGUGUUGGUGCGUUUGUGUCGUCUAGCCGCUCUUGUUGUUGUUGUUGCAGUUUGGCUGGAAAAAGACAGUUUAUGCCCUAGCAAUAACAAAAACAAAAACAACUAGAGGCCGCUGUCGCUUGCUCAGCUGCCGUCGACGUCGGCGUUGACGUCGCAGCCUCUGCUGGCGCAUGUGAUCCGUCGUCGAUCCGCUCGCUAGUUGUUGCUAUUUAGUGUUCGUUGUGGUGUCGCUUGUUGUUGUUUUGAUCGGUUGCGUUCUGUAAUAUAUAGUUCGCCCAUUAUAAGUUACAUAUAUAUAGUGCAAAAAACCAUCAAAUGCCUGGAAGCAGCCGUUUGUGUCUGUCGGUGUGCCUGUAAUUGUUAUUUGUUGUAAAUUGCACACGCACACGGCAGAAGCCCGUAUAUAUACAUAUAAGUAUAUAUAUACAGUACAGUGGCAUCGCAUCUGCGGCUAUAGAGUAACUCAAAGCUAUAGCAUUCCAUUCCGUUCCCGACCGUUACCCCAAAUACACACGCACACGACACACACACACACCUACCCACCACACAUCAUCAUGGAAAUUUGGCGCUCGCUGACAGUGGGCACAUUCGUGCUCCUGGGGAUCCUCUGCUUCUAUGGCACAGUGGAGUCCUGCAACGAGGUCGUGUGCGCCUCGAUCGUCUCCAAGUGCAUGCUCACCCAGAGCUGCAAGUGCGAACUGAAGAACUGCUCCUGCUGCAAGGAGUGCCUGAAAUGCCUGGGCAAGAACUACGAGGAGUGCUGCAGUUGUGUGGAACUCUGCCCAAAACCAAAUGACACGCGCAACUCGCUGUCCAAAAAGUCUCAUGUGGAGGACUUCGACGGAGUUCCAGAGCUGUUCAACGCCGUUGCCACACCGGAUGAGGGCGACAGCUUCGGCUACAAUUGGAACGUGUUCACGUUUCAAGUGGAUUUCGACAAGUACUUGAAGGGUCCCAAGCUGGAGAAGGACGGACAUUACUUUUUGAGAACCAAUGAUAAGAACCUGGAUGAGGCGAUUCAGGAGCGCGACAACAUAGUGACCGUGAACUGCACGGUCAUAUAUUUGGAUCAGUGCGUAUCGUGGAACAAGUGCCGCAACAGCUGCCAAACAACUGGUGCCAGCAGCACGAGAUGGUUCCACGACGGCUGCUGCGAGUGCGUGGGCUCCACGUGUAUCAACUACGGCGUUAACGAGAGCCGUUGUCGAAAGUGCCCGGAGUCCAAGGAUUUGGGCGAGGAGUUCGAGGACGCUAUGGAGGAGGAGAUGCAGGACUUUGGCGACAGCAUGGGCCCCUUCGACGGCCCCGUGAACAACAACUACUGAGCGCAACAAUGCCAUUACACAACGAACAGAACAGAACGCAGAACAACAUUUAACAAAUUUAGCUACUCAAUUCAGUGACAUUAUUAUUAUGUAUGUAUGUAUGUAGUACGAAGUAAUAUUUGUAUAGCACUAUUAUUAUUAUUUUUAUUUACGAAAAUCGAAUAGGCGCUUUGAAUUGUUUUACUUAUUAAACCGGCCAAUAUAUAUACACAUA
Molecule: messenger RNA, 1821 nt
Organism: Drosophila kikkawai
Lineage: Eukaryota; Metazoa; Arthropoda; Insecta; Diptera; Drosophilidae
Gene: cv
Product: twisted gastrulation BMP signaling modulator crossveinless
Biological process (GO): regulation of BMP signaling pathway
Source: RefSeq, a predicted model, not a curated record